CUCUUCUCUUGACUGAAAAGCGAGCGGUCCAGUGAGCAGACCCUCAGUCGGACUGUAGAGGCCGGAAGCGCUGUAGCUCGUGUUGGGGCGCGGGACCGGUAACCGGGUUUAGUCGGCUCUUCUUGGAGCACGCGGAGGAGAACGGGGAACCAGCAUUAUGGCAGAACAGGAUGUGGAAAAUGAGCUUCUGGAUUACGAAGAAGACGAAGAACCCCAGGCUCCUGCAGAAAGCACCCCAGCACCCCCUAAGAAAGAUGUCAAGGGGUCCUACGUUUCCAUCCACAGCUCUGGCUUCCGGGACUUUCUUCUGAAGCCUGAGCUCCUGAGGGCCAUAGUGGACUGUGGCUUUGAGCAUCCAUCUGAGGUUCAGCACGAGUGUAUUCCCCAAGCCAUCCUGGGCAUGGACGUCCUGUGCCAGGCCAAGUCUGGAAUGGGCAAGACAGCGGUCUUUGUGUUGGCCACUCUGCAGCAGAUCGAGCCCGUCAAUGGACAGGUGACAGUCCUGGUCAUGUGCCACACUCGGGAACUGGCCUUUCAGAUCAGCAAGGAGUAUGAGCGCUUCUCCAAGUACAUGCCCAGUGUCAAGGUAUCCGUGUUCUUUGGGGGCCUUUCUAUCAAGAAGGACGAAGAGGUGUUGAAGAAGAACUGUCCCCAUGUUGUGGUGGGGACUCCAGGACGCAUCUUGGCACUCGUGCGGAACAGGAGCCUCAACUUGAGGAACGUGAAGCACUUUGUGCUGGACGAGUGUGACAAGAUGCUGGAGCAGCUGGACAUGCGGCGGGACGUGCAGGAGAUUUUCCGCCUGACACCCCAUGAGAAGCAGUGCAUGAUGUUCAGCGCCACCCUGAGCAAGGAGAUCCGGCCCGUCUGCAGGAAGUUCAUGCAAGAUCCUAUGGAGGUGUUUGUGGACGACGAGACCAAGCUCACGCUGCAUGGACUGCAGCAGUACUAUGUCAAGCUCAAAGACAGUGAAAAGAACCGAAAACUCUUCGACUUGCUGGAUGUGCUGGAGUUCAACCAGGUGGUGAUCUUUGUGAAGUCAGUGCAGCGCUGCAUGGCCCUGGCCCAGCUGCUAGUGGAGCAGAACUUCCCAGCCAUCGCCAUCCACAGGGGCAUGGCCCAGGAAGAACGCCUGUCUCGCUAUCAGCAAUUCAAGGACUUCCAGCGGCGGAUCCUGGUGGCCACCAAUCUGUUUGGCCGAGGGAUGGACAUUGAGCGAGUCAACAUCGUCUUCAAUUAUGACAUGCCUGAGGACUCAGACACCUACCUCCACCGGGUGGCCCGUGCAGGUCGCUUUGGCACUAAAGGCCUAGCUAUCACUUUUGUGUCAGAUGAGAAUGAUGCCAAAAUCCUCAAUGAUGUUCAGGACAGGUUUGAAGUGAAUGUGGCAGAGCUUCCUGAAGAAAUUGACAUCUCCACAUACAUCGAGCAGAGCCGGUAACCACAUGCCUGACAUCCUGGAGCCACCCUGCUUCCCACGUGCUGCUUCAAGUCCUUUGUAGGCCACAGUAGGCCUUUCUUUUUACUGUUUAAAAGCUGUAGAUUUGUGUAAGAAUAAAUUUUUAUUAUGAAA
This is a messenger RNA of Phyllostomus discolor (pale spear-nosed bat), 1573 nucleotides long. It is a transcript of the gene DDX39A, whose product is annotated as DExD-box helicase 39A. The transcript is spliced from 11 exons. Gene Ontology annotation, molecular function: RNA binding; RNA helicase activity; ATP binding. Gene Ontology annotation, biological process: mRNA export from nucleus; mRNA splicing, via spliceosome. The coding region runs from base 158 to 1441 and encodes 427 amino acids. The record is from RefSeq and is a predicted model, not a curated record. NCBI's taxonomy places the organism in Eukaryota, Metazoa, Chordata, Mammalia, Chiroptera, Phyllostomidae.